This is a messenger RNA of Panicum virgatum (switchgrass), 883 nucleotides long. Its product is annotated as LOB domain-containing protein 16-like. Gene Ontology annotation, cellular component: nucleus. The coding region runs from base 111 to 728 and encodes 205 amino acids. Lineage: Eukaryota; Viridiplantae; Streptophyta; Magnoliopsida; Poales; Poaceae. The record is from RefSeq and is a predicted model, not a curated record. The transcript has a single exon. Gene Ontology annotation, biological process: positive regulation of DNA-templated transcription; hormone-mediated signaling pathway.
CCGAGUUGCACCGCUAGUCCACCACCACCACCACUACCAUACAGCCAUACAGGUUGCGCGUCCUAGCCAGCUAGCUACUACUGCUGGUGAAUAUUGAGUGAUCGAUCGCCAUGGCCGGAGCCACUGCUGCUAGUACUGGAGGAGCUGCCGCCGCCGCCACGGGGGCCGGGUCGCCGUGCGGGGCCUGCAAGUUCCUGCGCCGGCGCUGCGUGCCCGAGUGCGUGUUCGCGCCCUACUUCAGCACCGACCAGGGCGCCGCGCGCUUCGCCGCCAUCCACAAGGUCUUCGGCGCCAGCAACGCCUCCAAGCUGCUCUCCCACCUCCCCGUCGCCGACCGCUGCGAGGCCGUCGUCACCAUCACCUACGAGGCGCAGGCCAGGCUCCGCGACCCCGUCUACGGAUGCGUCGCCCAGAUCUUCGCGCUCCAGCAGCAGGUCGCCAUCCUGCAAGCCCAGCUCAUGCAGGCCAAGGCGCAGCUCGCGUGCGGCGCCGCCGCGCACUCGCCGCCGCUCAGCCACCACCACCACCACCAGUGGCCGGCCGACCACGCCAGCAGCAUCAGGAAGCCCGGCGGACCCCUCGACGACUGCUUCAUGCCGGACCCCUCAGGCGGCUGCUUCAGGGACGACGUCGUCGCCGCGCAGCAUUGCGCCGCCAAGGCGGACGCCGGCGACCUCCAGUACCUGGCGCAGACCAUGAUGAUGAGGAGCCCCAACUACUCCCUGUAGGAGCAUAUCAUGCAUUUUGGAGCCAUGUCAUCUAUCACACUUCGCUAACGCAAGUGCGAGCUAGAAUUCGGGGGGCAAAGAAAGGAAAUUAACUUGUACUACUCCUAGUGAACUCCUUUUCUUUUAAAUUAUUAUCAGUGUUCUGAUUCUGAUCU